Messenger RNA from Gaeumannomyces tritici R3-111a-1, 525 nucleotides. RefSeq lists its product as hypothetical. The record is from RefSeq and is a predicted model, not a curated record. Lineage: Eukaryota; Fungi; Ascomycota; Sordariomycetes; Magnaporthales; Magnaporthaceae. The transcript has a single exon. The coding region runs from base 1 to 525 and encodes 174 amino acids.
AUGGAGCUCGACGUGACGGCGACGGAGCCGCGCGAGGCGGCGUGGCUGGUGAUGCAGCGCGUGCGCUGGGAGGCCGUGUUCGGCGCCGACCGGGUCCCGCCGUCCGGGCCGUGGCGCCGCCUGCUGCUCGCGCCGUCGCUGGAGAACCUGGCUCGGCUUCGCGGCGCGCGCCGGACGUCGUCGUCGUCGCCGCCGCGCCAGAGGCUUCUGUCGGUGCCGGGCCGGCAAGAGCAACAACAGGAGGGGGGAGAAUCCUCUGCCGCCAGCGUCCUCACCACCGGUAGCGGCACCAGCCGCCUAGUAAGUGUCCACAACAUCGUCCGGUUCCCUAGCCCAAGUCGCAUUGGGUCCCGCGAGAGCCUUUGGGUCCGGUCGCGCCGUCGCUGGCGUGGAGCCGUCCCCACGCCCGUCUCCAGGGCGUGGCGGUCCAUCAGGCUUGGCCGUGCACGGGGAGUCGUCAUCGCCCCGAGCCCCGGGGAGCGCCCGGAGCGUCCCACGACCCGGUCCAUGAUAGUCCUGGGCUGA